Messenger RNA from Dovyalis caffra, 2424 nucleotides. The record is from the annotation of a GenBank genome assembly. NCBI's taxonomy places the organism in Eukaryota, Viridiplantae, Streptophyta, Magnoliopsida, Malpighiales, Salicaceae.
AUGGCGGAAUCUUUUGCAACCGACAUUGCAAAAUCCCUUUUAGGGAAGCUAGGCUCUUUCACAGUUCAAGAAUUUUUUUUGGCAUGGGGACUUGAAGGUGACCUUGCACGUCUCAAAAAGAAAUUGUCAGCCAUCGAUGCUGUUCUUUCGGAUGCCGAGAAGCGACAGUCACAUAAUGACAAGAUUCGGCUUUGGCUUCAGGAGCUCAAAGAAGUCUUACUGGCUGAGAUUGCAUCUCUUAAGUCUGACUUUAACCUCAUCGAGCAGACUAUUGAUCAUAGUCAUGUCUUGCAUGAGGAAACAGAAAUGAGACAAUCCUUUGAGAGCUUUUCUGGUCUUAUUGGAAGAGACAAAGACAAGGAACGCAUCAUCAACCUUUUAGUAAAACCUUUUAAGGUUGGUGAUGAACAUCCUUUUGUCGUUCCAAUAGUUGGAAUGGGUGGUUUGGGGAAGACCGCUCUUGCCAAAUCGGUAGCUCUUCCCAAUUUUCCAAAUAAAUUAGAUCGUGUGCGAACACUUCUCUUUGCAAGUGAUCUAGAGGAGCCUAGAUGCAAAACAGACUUUGAGAAAUGUUUGACAGAAUUCAAGCAUUUGCGGUCGUUGGAAUUAUUGGAUGAUUGUGAAAUGCUUUCAGAAAGGAUUGGUGCUCUUAAACAUUUGAGAUAUCUCCAUUUGUCGAAGAAUUCAAAAUUGAAAAGGUUACCAAAAUCUCUUUUCAAAUUACAAAAUUUGCAAGCUCUGUUUCUCGGUGAUGGAUUGGAAGAGCUGCCCAAAGAUGUGAGGUACAUGAUCAGCCUUAGACUUUUACUUCUAAAUACCAAGCAGAAGCGAGUACCAGAAGGUGGGAUUGGGUUCCUGGAAUGUCUACAAGUUUUAUUCAUUGGCGAGUGUGAAAAUCUUGAAUAUUUGUGCGAAGAUAUGCAAGGUCUUAAAAGCCUUCGAAGAUUGGUUAUUGGUCAAUGUAAUAGCUUGAUCUCUUUGCCACGAAGCAUGAAAUACCUGACUGCAUUGGAGAUUUUGACUAUUUUCUGUUGUGAAAAGCUUGAUUUGGGUAUUUCAAUGGAGGAAGAGUACGAGGAAGAAAUUAAACCACUUCGCCUUCAGACUGUAAUGUUUGUAUGGUUACCAGCAACACUAGCAUUACCAGAACAGAUUCUUCAAAGAUCUACAGACUCCUUACAAACAUUUAUGAUUGGAGACUGUCCAAACAUUAGAGAAAUGCCAGAGUGCGUCGGCAAUCUAAAGAAACUCCAAGUGCUUCAGAUCUCGGGUUGUCCAAGUUUGGGCAAAAGGGGUAGGUUCAAUAGAACUGCGUCUGCUUCACCAGAGCAAAAGAGCAAGCCGCUUUCGUGUGGGUUUCUGCUGAUGGUUGUUCGGGAUCUUCAAUCUGUUCGUUCAAAUAAAGAUGAAGAAUGUGCACUGGAGAUUAAUUUCCUCUCUCUGUGUGCUCUUCUCACUGUUCCCGUUGGUGAUUCAUUUGGCUUUUCAUUGUUCGUUGCUGCUUUGGUUUCUUGUUCCACUCUUCCCAAGCCCGCAAAUAAAUUAGAUCGUGUGAGAUCAGUUCUCUUUGCAAGUGAUCUAGAAGAACCUAGAUGCAAAACAGACUUUGAGAAAUGUUUGACAGAAUUUAAGCAUUUGCGGUCGUUGGAAUUAUUGGACGAUUGUGAAUUGCUUUCAGAAAGGAUUGGUGUCCUGAAACAUUUGAGAUAUCUCAAUUUGGCUGCAAGUUCAAAAUUGAAAAGAUUACCAAAAUCUAUUUUCAAAUUACAAAAUUUGCAAGCUUUAUUUCUAGGUGGUCAAUUAGAAAAGCUGUCCAAAGAUGUGAGGUACUUGAUUAGCCUUAGAAUUCUUCUUUUAAGUACUAAGCAGAAGCGGUUGCCAGAAGGUGGGAUUGGGUUAUUGGAAUAUCUUCAAAUUUUUUUCAUUGGUGGGUGUGAAAAUCUUGAAUAUUUGUGUGAAGAUAUGCAAGGUCUUAAAAGCCUUCGAAGAUUGUAUAUUGUUCAUUGUAAAAGCUUGAUCUCUUUGCCACGAAGCAUGAAAUACCUGACUGCAUUGGAGAUUUUGAGUAUUUCCGAUUGUGAAAAGCUUGAUUUGGGUAUUUCAAUGGAGCAAGAAUAUGAGGAAGAAAUUCAACCACUUCGCCUUCAGAUUGUAAUUUUUGGAGGGUUACCAGCAACACAAGCAUUACCAGAACAGAUUCUUCAAAGAUCUACAGACUCUUUGCAAACAUUUAUUAUUGGAGACUGUCCAAACAUUAGAGAAUUGCCAGAAUGUGUCGGCAAUCUAAUGAAACUCCAAGCACUUAAGAUUUGGGGUUGUCCAAGUUUGGGCAAAAGGUGCCAAAUGGGAACUGGAGAAGAUUGCCCCAAGAUUGCUCAUAUCCCUGACAUUGAUGUUGACGAUGAUGAAGAAUCAUCUUAUUAG